Schizosaccharomyces cryophilus OY26 is the source of this 2924-nucleotide messenger RNA. Its product is annotated as SNF2 family domain-containing protein. Gene Ontology annotation, cellular component: nucleus. Bases 78 to 2876 code for a protein of 932 amino acids. The record is from RefSeq and is a predicted model, not a curated record. The transcript has 4 exons. Lineage: Eukaryota; Fungi; Ascomycota; Schizosaccharomycetes; Schizosaccharomycetales; Schizosaccharomycetaceae. Gene Ontology annotation, molecular function: chromatin binding; DNA binding; ATP binding.
CGCAAACUAUUCGAUUGUAAACAAAAACUUAUACUUUUUUCUUUCACACUAUCUUCCUAAGUAUGCUAGAAGCGUAAAUGUUGAGUAAAGAAAAUAAAGAAAUAGUUAUCCCAAGUUCAUCUCCUCCUGGUACUCCAGUGUGCGAGAAUAACCAAUUCUAUAUAAACAGUUCUCCGAUAGAAGAGUCUCCUGUACAUAACGCUGGGAGUGAAAAUGAUCAGAAUAAUAUAGAUUUUGGCGUAAGAAAAGAUUUUCGAGAAAGACUGAAUCCUUUAGCGUUGGAAUCGGUGACAUCUGGGGAUAUUGACGGUCCCAAAACUAUAAACAGAAACCUUCAAGAAAAGAACGCCAAGCAAAUUGAGUCGAAGCAAGGAUUUGAAAAGGAUUCAGAUUGGAAGACUGUUUCCGGAAGCGAUGAUACUGUAAAUACUGAAAUGAUAAACUCCAAAAUUGAAAUGGUUAAACGUCGAUUUCCUGAAUUAGACGAAAAUGACAUAGUGGAUAAGUUGAAAAAAUUUAAUUGGAAAGAAAACAUGGUUCUUCAUAAACUCACCUUUCAAAGGCUACUUAAAGAGCCAAGUGGGCAUGUUUCGAACAAAACUUCACAAGAACAAAAAGACGAUAAGUCUGUGAAACCUUUGUUUUCCAAAACCAAUAUACCGAGAAAAAGAGACAUCAAGAGCCGAAAGCCUCUUGAAUCAGCUAAAUCUCGGAAAAAGACUUCACGUGUAAUUCAACUUUCUGAUGAAGAGAAAGAAGAAGAAGAAGAAGAAGAAGGGAUUAGUACAUCAUCAGUUACUGGUAAAGCCAAUACUGAGGAUGAAAGAGAAGUCACUUCAGAGGAGAAGCCUGAUGAACACCAAGUCCAAAAUGAGAGUGAUGAAGAAACUGACUAUGAUAAGCGAGUACUUGAUUUUUUGAACAGCUGUACUUCACAAGAAUUACUGGAUGUGUCUGGUUGUCCUCACGAUAUUGUUGAAUAUUUUAUUUCCAAGAGGCCAUACCCAAGUCUGAGUAAGGCUGAAGUCGUUCAUAGGAAAAAAAUUACUGAAAAACAAAAGCGUUCAAAAUCGGACGCCCAUCGAGUUGGAAAGAAAGUUGUGAAUGCUACAUAUGAAGUUUUACAAGGUUUCGAUGCCGUUGAUUCCUUGAUUAAUCGUUGCGAAAAAUACGGACGCCUCAUAGCAAACACAUUAAAAGGGUGGCAUUACUUACAACAAAGCAAAAAUAAUGACAAUCCUAAAAGUGAAAGCGGCGAAGAAUGCAUACCGAUGGAGUACAUGGAAGAGCAACCGGGCUUGCUGGCACCUGGAAUGAAAUUAAAGAGCUACCAAAUGAUGGGUGUUAACUGGUUACGUUUAAUGUAUCAUGCUGAUUUAUCAGGGAUUUUAGCGGACGAAAUGGGGCUUGGAAAAACAUGCCAGGUUAUAGCAUUUUUAGCUUCAAUGAAAGAGAAAAACAUUAAAGGUCCUCAUUUGGUCGUAGUUCCUGCAUCUACUCUUGAAAAUUGGAUUCGGGAGUUUACUAAAUUUUGUCCUUCUAUACGAGUUGAAGAAUACUCGGGAAAUCAAACUGAGAGGGUAGAAAAAAGAUAUUAUCUGAUGGAUAACGAGUACGAUGUUUUGGUAACAAACUAUCAUAUGGCUUCGGGUUCUAGGGAUGACAGAGCAUUCUUACGAAGACAAAAAUUUAAUAUUUGUGUUUUUGACGAAGGGCACUAUUUAAAAAAUCGCAUGUCAGAAAGAUACAAGCACUUGAUGAAUAUCCCAGCCAAGUUUCGCCUUUUGAUUACUGGAACGCCAUUGCAAAAUAAUUUGAAGGAGCUAAUCUCUUUACUUGCCUUUAUGUUACCUAGGAUGUUUGAUAGUAAUAUGCAAGGAUUGGAUAUAAUUUAUAAAAUUAAGCCUUCUUCAGAUGGAAAUUUUGAAAGAGCUUACCUUUCUCAACAAAGAAUAUCUAGAGCAAAAUCGAUUAUGAAUCCCUUCAUUCUUCGUCGCAAAAAGGCUGAUGUUUUGUCUGAUCUUCCAAAGAAAAUCCAGCACGUUGAGUAUUGUUCUAUGGAACCUAGUCAAAAGGGUCUUUACGAAAAAUUGAUUCAACUGCGGAAUGAUCCAUCUAGCAGUCGUGAAAAUAUUAUAAUGCAACUUCGAAAAGUUGUCAAUCACCAACUUUUGUUUCGUUCUAUCUACUCUCCGGAGACGUUGAAGACGAUGUCAAAAAGAAUCUUACGGGAAGAUCAAUAUUUAGAUGCGAACGAAAGUUAUAUUUAUGAAGAUAUGGAAGUGAUGUCGGAUUUUGAGCUUCAUCACCUCUGUAUGCAAUUCAAGUCUUUGCAUCAGUUCCAGUUGCAAGGAGAUCCUUGGAUGAAGUCGGGAAAAGUAAACAAGCUAGUUUCAUUGUUACAUGAAGUUAACACAGAAGAUCGAACUUUAAUUUUUAGUCAGUUUACUCAAGUAUUAGAUAUUCUUGAGCUCGUCCUGACAACCAUCGGUAUUAAAUUUUUACGACUAGAUGGUUCUACUCCAGUAGAUACAAGGCAAAGUCUACUAGACGAGUUUCACGAAAAUCCUGAGUAUAAAGUUUUUCUGCUUUCAACAAAAUCAGGAGGGUUUGGAAUCAAUCUGACUUGUGCCAAUGUUGUCGUCAUGUAUGAUUGUUCUUUCAAUCCUUUUGAUGAUUUGCAGGCAGAAGAUCGUGCACAUCGAGUUGGACAAACUCGGCCUGUUCACGUUUAUCGUCUGAUUACGGAAAAUAGCAUUGAGGAAAAUAUACGCAAGCUAGCAGCUACCAAGCUGACACUCGAGUCGAGUCUUACUACAGAAUCCGAACGGAUUCAGAAGGAAAUUACUGAAGAUCUAAUUCAUAGUUUAUCUUAAUAGUUUAUUUAUGGUUUCGAUUUCAAUAACAAACAUGUUUGCUCAUCC